Molecule: messenger RNA, 1590 nt
Organism: Aspergillus alliaceus
Lineage: Eukaryota; Fungi; Ascomycota; Eurotiomycetes; Eurotiales; Aspergillaceae
Product: bZIP transcription factor
Exons: 4
Coding region: 1-1590 (529 amino acids)
Source: RefSeq, a predicted model, not a curated record
AUGGUGAACCCAUGGCAAACCAGCCCGGACAGUCGCUUGCAAGAUAUGCUUUCGGCGCGUCAGUAUAUAUUAGCCGAAUGCGAUGGCUCAGCGAAGUCGGAACUUGUACCCACCGAAACAAUAGUUUCUGACGGGGAACAAGAGCAGACCAUUUCGUCCACAGCUCAGAGGGCAGAGUCGUCACACACGGAAAAGGCUAAACAGGAUAAACCCUCAAAAAAUAUGUCAAAAUUGCGCUCUCGACGCAAUGUGUGUAGAAGUUCAGGGAGACCUAGGCUGGAUGCUGGUAGUGGUGAAGCUAUUCUAUCAGAGGAUCGUCGAGAUCAGAUCCGACGCGCUCAACGGACAUACAGACUCAAAAAAGAAGCUAGCUACGAAAGUGCUAAAGAACGUGUGGCAGAACUGGAGAACACCCUUAAUGAGGUUGCAUCUGCAAUCGAAGACUAUAAGGCUGCGUUUCCAUCAGAACUAAGGACUAGCCAUCCUGCGCUUUUGAGGCAUCUCGAUUGUAUGAGAAAUCUUUUAAUAUUAAACCCCGAGGCUCUUGCAGAAUUCAGUGCACGAAAGGGCAGCCCGCCUAGUGCCGAUUCCGAGGAAAUCCCAUCGCCACUGCAACAGGAUGUCGUGACCAGUGACCACUCUUCCAAGAUCAAUUGUGACUGCCUGGAGGACUACAUAAAGACGAAGUGCCCAGAUGCUCUGGUAGAACGUGUGAAGAAGAGGCCUCGUCAUGUAUCGUUCAGCGAUGAAGUGGAAAGUAAAUCGAACAGGUGUUCAGUCCGCAUCCAAGAUAUUGCACAAUCACAACGGAGAGACACUCACUACACAUACUCGUUUAGAGAAGAAGAUUUCUGCCGGAGGCUCCAUCGUUAUUGUCUGGAGUACGCCUUUCGCUUGUUUAGCGACCCACGCUCUCAACCCCUCGAAGUAUACCGAGUUUUCAGGUUGGUUCCCUGCAUAAAGAACAGAGCACAGAUGUACCCUAUUUUCCGGAGGCUCGUCAGCGGUGGGGCCAAGGAUUCUUUGGAGAUAUCAAGUCUUCCGUUCUAUACAGUCGGCGGUGCUGGGACGCACUAUCCUAAGAAAAAUGAUCUGGGAAAUCCUAUCUACCCUUCUAACAUGAGGGUUCCUAAACGGGUUCUCGGGCUAUUCCAGACCUCAGGAGCAACAACCGAUGCUGGCCAAGCGCUAAAUCAUCAGAAAUAUUUGGAGCUUUGCGGAUAUGGCGGGGAGUGGUUUGAUUGUCGCGAUGUGGAAGGUUACCUCAGAGAAAAAGGAGUGAAUUUAUAUGGUUCUUCUCUAUGCCCCAUCGUACGCAGUGAUCGGAUUCGCCAGCCAGCCGAGCCCCAUGGACAGGAUAAAGAGAUGAAUUCUAGUCGAUCGAAACCUGGCUCUAACAGCCCUAUUACCGCUCAUGAAGGGACCGAAAAUUUAGAGUUGACUAUGCGCCCUAAAAGCAACAUGUUGGACAUCGAACAGUUUCUGAGCAGGCUACUCCGUGGUGUUGUUAUUCUAGGCCGGGCGCCCGGAUUUAGACAAACAGACGUUGCAGCGGCCUUCAAGUCUGCGUUGAGGACACAGACACAAUGA